Ilex paraguariensis (yerba mate) is the source of this 636-nucleotide messenger RNA. The record is from the annotation of a GenBank genome assembly. NCBI's taxonomy places the organism in Eukaryota, Viridiplantae, Streptophyta, Magnoliopsida, Aquifoliales, Aquifoliaceae.
AUGAUUGUGACCAAACAAAGUCUUAUGUGCUCUCACUUUGGGAGUGGCUAUAAGGCAGCAGGGUACACUAUCAAUGCAAUAUUCUUCAAAUCCAAGGUUCGAUUCGUUUCCAUUUUCCGCCAUCUCUUACAACUUUUGCUUGUCAGGUCACUGCUCUAUUUCCUAAGAUAUACGGUGAUUCAGCUUAUAAUGACUCUCAUUUGUAUGUCUGCUGCAAAAUGGAUCACACCUCCAUUAAUCAUUGCACGGAAUGAAACAAGACAUCGUGGGGACCCUGUUACCAGUCAAUCAGUGGAGGCUAACACCGCCAUCCCAUCCAAUUAAACAGUCUCACAUCAUCGAUUUUAGGAACAGAUGACACUUCAAAAUAGGGCAGGAGGUUGAAACUCAGAACCCAGGUUGCGAGCUUGUUAAAUGUUGCCUUUUUCACCAGUAGCAGCCCUUCAAUUUGGUUAUAAACAUAGUUGUUACACCAAUGUUAUGGGUGGCUAGAGGUAUUAAAAGAACAGUAGUACACGAAACUCCGGUUACUAUGGGUCUAGAGAGCAUCAAAAUAUAUAUAGUUUUAUUGUGGAGAUCACUAUUUUUUAAUACUUGAACUAGUGGUUAUGGGGUCUACUAUUUGUUAAUACUUGA